Sturnus vulgaris (Common starling) is the source of this 678-nucleotide messenger RNA. The record is from RefSeq and is a predicted model, not a curated record. Lineage: Eukaryota; Metazoa; Chordata; Aves; Passeriformes; Sturnidae.
AUGGUGCUGCUGCGAAAGCUGCCGGGCAUGCCGGGCUGGCCGGCGGCGCUGGGGCUGCGGCUGCCGCAGAAGUUCCUGUUCCUGCUCUUCCUCUCGGGCCUGCUCACGCUCUGCUUCGGGGCCCUCUUCCUCCUGCCCGAUUCCUCCCGCUUCAAGCGUCUCUUCCUACCCCGCCGGGCCACCGCCUCCGCCUCCUCUUCAUCCUCCGCCUCCUCGUCCUCAGCCUCCUCCUCCUCCACCCGCGACACCGAGCUGCCCCGCAGCCCCCCCGCGGCCGCCGAGCCCCGCCACGCCAGCCCGGCCGCCCCGCGCCGCCUGCGGGAGAAGCUCCGCACGGCCGCCCGCAUGGCCGGGCCGCCGGCCCGCACCGCGCCCGGGCCCCGGCAGCAGGUGCAGGGCGGGGAGAGCCGGGCCCGGCCCGCCAGCGCCCAGCCCCCGGCCCGGGACACGCGAGCCCCGUUCCGCUUCGACUACGAGCGGUUCCGCCGCAGCCUCCGGCACCCGGUGCGCGGCGGGCGGCGCGGAGAGGAUCCCGAGACCCGCGCCCGCAGGAUGAAGAUCAAAGAGAUGAUGAAGUUUGCCUGGGAUAACUACAGGCAGUACGCGCUGGGGAAGAACGAGCUGCGCCCCCUGAGCAGGAACGGCCACAUCGGGAACAUGUUCGGUGAGUGGGGCUGA